Messenger RNA from Monascus purpureus, 3699 nucleotides. NCBI's taxonomy places the organism in Eukaryota, Fungi, Ascomycota, Eurotiomycetes, Eurotiales, Aspergillaceae. The record is from the annotation of a GenBank genome assembly.
GAAAUUCCCCGCUGGGGCAACGGACGGUUGGAUUGCAAAGUGACGUAGGGCGAAGAUCCUCCAUGUCUUCUCCAUGCGCCUCGCUAUCCACCACAGUGCAGCAUCGUCAUUGCGACAAAGCUUCUGGUAUUACCAGAUAAGUUGCCUUGCAGCCUCAUCUCACAAUUAUAACAAGAAUUCCUUGCGGAGCAGCUUGAGGCCAGAGUGGGCGCAAGUGCUGGAAUCCCGUGCCCCUUCCACUCCUUGCGGCUUUGCCUUGUCACCUGCGCGCAGAAAUCUGCAGCUGUUAUAAUUAUAAUUAUAAAUUAUAGCUUCUUUCUUUGCCCCAGGUUAUACUCUGUCAACUAUCAGCAGAAUAUCAUCGGACACAAAGACCAGGGACAACUUCUUCUACAGCGUCGAACAUUCAUGGCGUACGAUGGCUAUCGCUUCAGCCAGUACGAUCAGACGGGGAAUAUGAGCCAGACAACCAGCGCGAACGAGAACGUCCAUCCUGAUAUUAGCGUUAACAACAAUGACGCUCAUCCGGUAUCACAUGCGCCCCCCUAUCCGAUUCAAUAUACCCCGGAGCAGAUCAGUAUGCCCCAGCCCCAGAUGCCGCCGCCUCCAUCCUCCAGCGUGAAUCCUGAACUCCAUCGGAAUACAUUCGUGCCACCUCAACAACCAGCGCCAGGAAACCUGAACGAUGCCGUCAACUCGGCAUUUCACAGGGCGGAUAUGUCCUAUCUCCCCCCGGACCUAAUAGCCCAGAUCACUGCAAACGUUGUCCAGCAGCUCCGGCUCUCGGGGCUGGAUAAUCCGCAAGGAAAUACACAGCAGCGUCGAGAGCAGCAACCAUGGAUGCCCACGGCCCCUAGUUUGACGCAUGCCUAUCCGGAGCCUUCGUCGCGCCCAGCUCCACAGCCUACGGCACCGACUCCCUCUCCUAGCAUCGCCAAUGAAAGCGUCAAGUAUCAGCAACCCUCGAAGCAAAACAGCUUUCCGAACAACGAUAAAACCAGCCCCGGGCCCUCCCCUAGUCUUCCAUCAGAUAGAAUGGCAUCUUCCUCCACCCAGGGAGUCGAGCGUAGUUUGAAGGACCGGCCGCCCCCACUUGUUAGGCACGCGACGGAGUUGACAACGCUGGAGAAAAUAUGGGGAAAACUGUUUGAGAAUGGACAGCCAACGGAGAGACUUGGCCAGUUCCUACGCGGAAUUGCGGUUCACCUGAUAAAGAAUUACCCACCGGGAAAUACGAUCGUUGUGGUCCCGGAGAAAAUGCAGCAGUUCUACCGUGACACCAACAUUCCGUCGGACCCUUAUCCAUGGCAAGAUAUCUUCGACGAUCGCACAUCUUCGAUUUCGAGGCUCUAUCGAGAUGUGAAGGCGGAGCAUCACCUUGUCCAGGAGAGUUUGAGUGAACGGCCUGAUAUCCCGGGAUUGACGCCCCGUGGAUUCCAGCGAUGGGAGUCUCUGAUGAUCCUGGCCCAUCCGGAGAAAGAAUACGAACGCCUAGCAAAAGCGGUAUUGGAAAUGCCCAUCAGUAACCCUGAUGACAAGAAGGAGAGAUUCCCCAAGGAGAUUUCGAGAAGGCUAUUCCCUGGCAAGCCGGACUUGAAAUUAAGAGCGCAGUUGGAUGAAUUCAUUACAACACAUUGUGCCGUCGACUUGCCUAUGAUAACUCUUGAGGAGCGCGCAAAAGCUUCUUCUGUACGGGGUCCUCCCGCCUCUUCUGAUAAAGCCUCCGACAGUCCGGCUUUAUCCUUCGAAGAACCCGUUUCAUUCGGUGAUCAGGACCGUCGCCCUCGUUCAGCCGAAGUAAUUAACGAUGAUGAGGAGGUUGAGAGAGGAUCAAGAUCAAGGCCGGGCUCAGCACACCCCAUUGAACGAGAAAGAAAGCCAUAUAUCACCCAACCUGGUGGCGGGAAAGUAUACGAUGAACCAGGGACGACGACAGCAAAGCUGGAUGAGGCCUCCUCGAACUUGCCUCCAUCGGGCCAUUACCCGGACCAUCAUCACCACACAGUUAGCCCAGGUUCAUACCAUGCAACUCACGGACAUGGACAUGCACGAAGCUCCUCACUCUAUGCACCCAGGGAUUACAAUUACAGACACUCGGAAAGUGACCUGCUCGGCCAUGGAUUUCGAUACGCAGACGACUACCCAAGUCAACCACCUUCCUCCGUGGCAGACGACAUCAUCGGGGAUACUCCUAGUCGAAUUUCAUCAUACCGGGACUCAUCCGAUCGUGAGUUAGAGGAUGUGAGGAUCCAUAAUCUCCUUCGUGAAAGAGAAAGGGAACGGGAGAAGAGCAGGCACCGGCAUGAACACCACCCGCAUGCACGGUCGAGUUGGGCAGCUGAUGAGGACUACUAUCGUGGCGUGCUUGGUGGGCAGGGUAAUAGUCCGGUCGGUUCAGGGAAUGGGUAUGAAUAUAAGACGUAUACUUACAAAUGAUCGGAUUCGAUACUGAGAGGUCUGAAUUCUACGUCUUCUUCUUGGUGUUUUCCCCCUUUGGUGCUUCGAUGGCCUUUUUCUGAUGCCGGGAAUGAGCUAUCCUGGUGAUGAUGAUGAUGUAAAGUAAUGAUGGAUGAUCGAUAUGAUUGAUGAUUCUGUACUAUUUCUGCUUUGUCUUUGCUUGUCUUGUAUGCUAAUGUUGUUGUCUGGAGGGCUCAUGCGCUGUAUAUCCAUGUAAAGGAACUACCCGGUUAUUGCUGAUACAUACAUAUCCAGCAAGUCUUUACAUACGUGGAAUAACCCCUAAGAAUGCCAGUUAAACCAAAUUAAAUCCUCUCAUGUCUCCUCCCUUCUACUUCUCCAUUUAAUAUCUAACAUCAACUUCCUCCCAGCCUCCCGACAACGCCUCGCCUCUUUUUCCCUAGCCCGUUCCUCAAGCUCAUACAUCUUCCGAAUGCGCCUCCGAUCCUUCUCCUCCCGCUCGACUCGUCUUCUCGCCCUCUGUUCCCGCCGGAUUCUGGCCUCCUCAGCCUCCCUCCCCUCCUCAUCCGCCUCGAGACGCAACUGCUCCACCUCCUCAUCCGUUAACACCCAUGGCACGGAAAGUAUAUCAACGAGAUACUGGACCCGGUCACGUAGGAACUGCAUCUCUGCCUUCGUGUUCGGGACGGGGAAGAAGCGUUCUAGCUGUACCUGCGUCACAGCGCGGAAGGUCGAGAGGGUCCCCUUCACUUUCACCAGGGCCCCGGGGACCAGGGAGGCGAUGUCCAGGGGUGUUUUUGCCGUCGCUGUUAGAUGAGAGGGUGCCAUCGCAGUUUCAGCAGUUUCCGUUGCUGCUGCCGUUGUGGGAGCGUCUACUGGAUUCUCGGCCCUCAGGACAACAAUGUCGACUGUUGCGCCACUGCUAUCAUCUAGCGUUAGGAUCGUGCGGCGGUAGGCUUCUGUUCUGGCGACUAUGAGGCCGACGAGGGUUACGAAGCGGAUGGGAUGGUUGUUGUAGAAGAAGGUAUUUUGACCUAUUGGACCAGCACAUCGAAUUACCUUCAAAUCCUUUUAUUUUUACAAGUCUCUGCAUGUCUGUAGCUGUCAUUUUCACCCAGCUGAAAUGGGUUGGGGACGCCUUGAAGCAGAAGGCUGGAUAGAAGACGAAGUCGUCUUUCUUAUUCUCGACAGGGACUGCCAUGGGGACAUUGUUUCUCUGGUUUCGAUGUACGUAUUUUCUCUUUUCAUCCGGUGAUUUUUUUUUUUUUUUUUUUUUUUUUU